Molecule: messenger RNA, 1782 nt
Organism: Culicoides brevitarsis
Lineage: Eukaryota; Metazoa; Arthropoda; Insecta; Diptera; Ceratopogonidae
Exons: 3
Coding region: 312-1739 (475 amino acids)
Source: RefSeq, a predicted model, not a curated record
AUGAUUUACCGACAGAACUGAAAUUUCGUAUUUUGGAUCAUCUGGAUGCCUCAUCGUUGAAAAGAUGUCGUUUGCUGAACAAACUUUACCUCAACUUGAUCGAUAAUUGCGAGAAUUACAACAAACAUUGGAUUUUGGAUGUUUCUAAAUGGGUAGUUAAUGCAGAUCAAGAAUUCGUUCAACUUUUUACGAACUCCAGCAUAAAAUUUGGACAUUUCGUGGAUAAUGUUUAUUCAUUUUCUUUCAUUCGGUCCUUUUACCGCAAACUCGGAAAAACAGUGAAAUAUAUCGAAAAUGUUCCAUUUGAAAAAAUGGACCAAAAGACAACCGAAGCAAUGAUUAGGGCUUUCGAUAAAGUGGAAGACCUCAAACUGUGUAGUGAUUCGUUGCUCAUCGAUAUGCGUCGAUGGAAAUUAGUUUGGCCAAGUGUAAAGCGUCUCACAGUUGCUUGUUACAGUGAGCAACGUUACAAAGGAAAUUAUUCUGAAUUUCCGAAUGUGCAAGAAAUUAGUCUUGUGCUCAACUAUAGGAGCCCGAAUUACUGGUUGAGGAUGGUAAAAGCGUGUCCGCAAAAAGUCACUAAUAUCAGCAUGAGAUACUGCAAAAAUGAAGUGGCAAAUGCAGUGACAGUGCUUUCCGAAAUACAAGGCUUGUUACUGAAAGAAAUCAACAUGGAUUAUUAUGACUUGGAUUCGGAAAAAAAAUUUUUGUCACGCCAAACCAAAAUUGAAGCGUAUCAUGUGAAGACCCAUUUCGGCUCAAACUUGCAGUUUCUUCCGGAGUUUAGAACUCAAGCUUACCUUCAUUCGUUGGAGCUAGACGUGCAAGGCAAAACUAAAUUUCGAUUGGAUUUGCUCCAAAAUAUGCCAAACUUGACUAAAUUUUCCCUAAAUUUAGUUGACAUAUAUUCUGAAGAUAAUUCACGAUUUUCUUAUUAUCCUGUAAUUGAUGAGUCCAAGCCUAUUUUGUGUUUUUUGGAGUCUCACGAUGUCCACGUUAACGUCAGUGUAACAAAAUUGCAUUUCCGUCCCGGCAAACCUUUUAAUAUCGGCAAAUUAUCAAGAAUUUGUUUAAAAUGCGUACGUUGUUUGAUAUCAUCUUUUACUUACAUAAAGGAAUUGGAAUUUAACAACCUUAUCUUGAGUCAAAAUCGAUUUUAUCAUUUCUGGAAGUCACUUAACAGAAAUUUUAAGAAAACAGGAGCAGGCAAAUUUUUGACAGUCUUGAAAAUACAAGAAGAAUAUUUGAGUCCAAUGAAAGUUUCUUGUGACAACUACAAAUAUUUCAAAGUAAUGGCACAUUUUCCAAACUUGAAGGAGCUGAGCUUGAUAAUUUCACAUGUUACUGUUACACAACGACAUCUCAUGACUUUUUGUGACAAAUGCCCAAAUUUUGGUUUUCUCAUUCAUCAAUUGAAAUAUUUGAAACAUUUGGAGUUUCGCACAAUUUUAACUCAUAUAGAAGAAAAAGUGCAUGGAGAUAUUUAUGCCAAUGUUGAUAUUGUUGAUACACUAUUGAAAGUUCCAUUCAAGCUUUGGUUUUUCCACAUUCCGAUUGCGUGCGAAAACGAAGACAUCAUAAAAAUUUACAACACGGACAAUGUCCAAAAAAUUUUUGAAAUGUUUGAGAAAUUUCCUUCGUUAAAGGAAAUUCAAGUUUUGGAGCCAGUGAAAAAUCGAAAUUACGGAAGAGUGGUCAUAAUUACUCGUAGUGAAUUUUAUUAUUAUUAUAAAAAUUGAGAAAAGUUAUUGGAAACAAAAUUAUAAAAUUUUUUGAAAUAAA